Pelmatolapia mariae (spotted tilapia) is the source of this 3370-nucleotide messenger RNA. Its product is annotated as probable E3 ubiquitin-protein ligase HERC4. Lineage: Eukaryota; Metazoa; Chordata; Actinopteri; Cichliformes; Cichlidae. Gene Ontology annotation, molecular function: ubiquitin-protein transferase activity. Bases 31 to 3063 code for a protein of 1010 amino acids. The transcript has 23 exons. The record is from RefSeq and is a predicted model, not a curated record.
AUCAGCUGUCGCUCCUAAACACACGACAACAUGUUUUCCUGGGGAGAGGACUGUCAGCGCGGGUUUUACGUGAAAGACGGCUCCGGUACCGACAGCACGACCACUGAUGAUGGAGUUCAUUAUUUAAACAUCAGCCAUCACAUCGCGGAUCUGUCGGCAGGUCGAAACGUGCUGGCUUUCGUUAAAAGUAACGGAAACGCGUUCAUUAUCCGCACAAACGAGAGCAAGGAUGGGAGAAGAGCGAGAGGCAGGCAGAAGUUUGUGAAACACAAAGAGAAGAUAGAGGCUGUGAGUUGUGGCGAUGAUGUGGUCGCACUGCUGUCUGAGAGCGGCAAAGUUCUCUGUGUGGACACCAGACACCCACCUUUCACUCCCAGGCCACUGGAAGCUUUUUCUAACAAGCAGGUUUCUCAGGUUGCUUGUGGGAGUCAGCACUCAGUUGCACUGACCAAAGAUGGUCAGCUGUAUACGUGGGGUCAGGACUGCAGGGGACAGCUGGGUCUGGGUACGAGGAAGUCUGUCUGCAGAUCACCUCAACAUGUCCCAUCACUGUCAGCGAUCCCCCUGAUCCAGGUCGCUGCAGGAGGAGACCAGAGUUUCGCCCUCUCUGUCUCUGGAGGUGUUUUCAGCUGGGGGAGAAAUGACUGUGGACAGCUCGGGCUGGGAGACACAAAAGACAGACACACACCAGCUCCUGUUCAGUGUUUGAAUAUGAAGAAAGCUCAGCGCAUUUCCUGUGGACAGGACCACACGGCCAUUUUGACAAAGCAUGGUGCAGUGUUUACAUUUGGCUCCGGUCAACACGGACAGCUCGGCCACAACUCACUACGCAACGAACUGCGUCCUCGACUUGUUGCAGAGCUCUGGGGGGCAAAGGUCACCAAGAUUACAUGUGGAAGGAAUCACACUUUAGUGCUGACCGAAUCCAAGAAGGUCUACUCCUUUGGUUGUGGGGAUCAAGGGCAGCUGGGACAUCGAGAGGAGAGUAAUCCAUCUGUGCCACUGCCUGUUCGACUGCCACAGGACACCAGUGAGCUGAAAAUCAGAAACAUCUUUGCAGGAGAAAACUGUUCAUUUGCAACAUGCUCGUCUGAUGAGGGCAUUGACGAGGGUUCAAACACAGACUUUGGCAUUGCAUCACAGCACUGUCUUGAUAACAUGGUUGACAAAUGGAUCUCUGAAUGUGAUUUAAAGUCAUGGAAAAAGAUUAAACAGGAAAUCUACGGGGCGUUUUCCUCUGCAUCCUGUCUGAAUAAAAGUUUCCUUCAGCAAAGCGGUGAUAAACAUUUCCAAACUUCACCAAAGUACCACGGCUUGAACCUAAAACAUGCACGGCAUGCUUUCAAGAAACUGGUAACAAAGGACAAUGUUCAGGCAGAGAUCGAGGCUGCUGUGCUACACCUGCUUCCUUCCCUCGAUCAGAAACCAGUUGGAGUGGAGGGGUUGAGAAUCUACCUUCUUCUCAAUGAGCUUCUGCAUGCAGUGCUGAAACACACACGGCCACAGAGCAUAAAGCUUGCUGAGGCUGUAGCUGGUGCAGUAACAAGGUUGUCGAAUGAAAGUCUUAAGAUCAUAGGUGACUGGUGGUCCUCGCCGUCACCCUCCACCAUGGUGCGAUACGUUAAGGUGUGGAAGCAGGCCCUAUCAGAGAUCCUGUCCUUUAAACCUGUACCUCGCAACUCUGGAGUCAGAAAUCUGCUGCUAGUCCUCCAAUAUAUGUACAAUGCAAACAGAAGGGUUGCAGAAACUCGAAGGAUACCAGAAAGCGAUUUUUGUGUGUCAGCUGAUGAAGAAUUCCUUUUUGAGGAUUUGCAACAUUGGCUUUUACAGUCACAACGAAAGUAUUCACAUGCUGAGCCUCUCAUCCUGUGCAAGUUCCCUAUUGUGAUGGAUCUGCAAUCAAAGAAAACAGUGUUUGACAUGAAUGCUUACCAUGCCAAGAUUACAGAGGCAAUGAAAGUCUGUCUGGAUUUUUGGGGGACAUUUGGUUGCUAUCCCUCAGUUUUGGAAGACUUUCUCUUCGUAGUGAAGCUGAGGCGAGCAUCAGUUUUGGAGGACACUAUUGAAAAACUGGCUGAUACGAAUCACAGAGACUACAAGAGACCACUUGUGGUCUUCUUUGAUGGAAAUCGUGUGAUCGAUGAGGUCUACAAGAAAGACUUUUUUUAUGAAGUCUUUCAUGACUUGGUUUCAGUUGAAUCUGGGAUGUUCAUGUUCAACGACUCUGAAACACUGGCAUGGUUCUCCUCAAAAGCAACUCAGGAAGACCAGCGUUUCUUCCUGUUUGGAGUUCUGUGUGGAUUGGCCUUGUACAACCACUGCAUCAUCCACUUACCCUUCCCACUGGUGCUGUUCAAGAAGCUGCUCGGUGUAAGGCCUUCACUGGAGGAUUUGAUAGAAUUCAACCCAAGUGUUGGAGAGAGUCUGCAGUACAUUCUGGAGGACUACCAAGAUGAUGACUUGGAAAACCUGGACAUGUAUUUUUCGAUCAACUGGGAUGGGAAAGAUAUUGACCUUGAUCCAGAAAAUUCGGAAAAAUUGGUGACAAGUCAAAAUAAGAAGGAGUUUGUAGAUGCCUACGUGAAUCAUGCCUUCAACACAUCAGUGGAGAAUGUGUUUCAGGAGUUCAAGAGAGGCUUCUUCCUGGUGUGUGAGCGGGAUUUGGUGAAACUCUUCAGGCCCAUGGAGCUGCAAGAAGUGAUGGUGGGCAAAGACUUCAGUGACUGGGAAAAGCUGAAACAGAACACACAUUAUGAAGGUGAAUACAGCGCAGACCAUCCCACCACACAGAUGUUUUGGGAGGUUUUUGAUGAACUGACUGAGAACCAGAAGAAAGCUUUCCUUUGGUUUGUGACAGGAUUUGACCGGGUGCCUAUUCUUGGUAUGGACAAAAUCAAGAUGCAAGUCAAAGUUAAAGAAGUCGAGGACCUCUCCUAUGACCAGUACUAUCCUGAGACACACACGUGCUUCUCGACCUUGGAGCUGCCUUUAUACUCAACUAAGGAGAUCAUGCAAACCAAACUCACAGAGGCCCUGAGCAACAAUAAGAGGAUCCAUAAGUGAUCAGUAUUAUACGCCAGUUUUUUACUGUAUUGAACAGUAAAAAGUAAUUGUUGACCAAGCCUAGCGUUUGCAGUUACUGAAACAUACUUACUGUUACUGUCAUGAUCCUGCAUCUUCUACCUAGCGUUUUGGACUUUUGGUUUGGAUUUAUUUAAUAGUCUGAGGUUGAGAUCUUUGCCCUGAUUCCCUCUUGGGUGUGUAUAUAUUGUUUGCGUCUGCCUCUGUGCAGCGUCAUGAUCUCGUUCAUUCCCGGGCUGUGUGUUCUGCCUGUUAGUUUAGUUUCUGGAACAUAAAAAAUUUAUGAUGA